Branchiostoma floridae (Florida lancelet) is the source of this 4492-nucleotide messenger RNA. Its product is annotated as protein unc-45 homolog B-like. The transcript has 22 exons. The coding region runs from base 51 to 2975 and encodes 974 amino acids. NCBI's taxonomy places the organism in Eukaryota, Metazoa, Chordata, Leptocardii, Amphioxiformes, Branchiostomatidae. Gene Ontology annotation, molecular function: Hsp90 protein binding. The record is from RefSeq and is a predicted model, not a curated record.
AGGGUAGAGUUGAUAGGUUAGCAGGAAGUCGUGCUUAGCAGACAGCAAACAUGACGGAAGCGGCAAAGACUGAAGCAGAGCUCAGUAAAGAGCAGGGGAACCAGCAUUUUAAAGCUGGCGAAUAUGAGGAGGCCAUCAGCUGUUAUACCCAGGCACUCAAGCUGUCUGAGAAAGGGGACAAAGGAAAGGCAGUCUACUACAAGAACAGGGCGGCAUGUCAUCUUAAACUGGAAGAAUACUCAAAAGCAGCAGCAGAUGCCUCAAAAGCGCUGGAUAUUUCUGGUAACGACUCCAAGGCGCUGUUCCGUAAGUGUCAGGCCUUAGAGCACCUGUCAGAGGAGAACCCGCAGCACCUGACGACUGCGUACAAGGAUGCCAUGCAGCUGCUGCAGAUGGAGCCGAAGGACAGCCAGGUGCGGGCCAUGCUGGUACGCCUGAAGGAUCGCGUCAUGAAACUGAGCACAGAAAAACACGCGACCACCAACCGUGUGGAGCAGAUGUUAAAGAUUGCCUCUGGUAAAGAGGAGUCCUUGGAAAACAAGAGGAAGGCCGUGAGCAACCUGAUUGUCCUGUCUCGCGAGGAGGCCGGCGCCCAGCUGAUUUUCCGGGAGGGCGGAAUCCAGGGUCUGGAUCUGCUGCUGGAUCACCAGGAUGAGGAGAUACUACUGAACGCCAUGAUGGCUCUCACCAACUUGUGUUACGGGCACAGGUCCAGGACGAUGGCACUUUUGGACGUCAUCACGUUACCCAAGAUCUGCCGGCUUGUUGCCCGUCCAGACGAGAAAGUUUCCAACGGAGCGACGUCAUUGGUUCAAGCCGCGAUUCGCGCUGUGACGGGAUUGGACAAGGUCAUCCAUCGCGGAGCAGAGGAGGCUGUAGUGAUUGAUAACUCAGCCGACCUUGAACAGCUGAUGAAGGCCCUACUCGUCAUGUUGAAGGACAAGCGGGUUUCUGGUAUCGGGCGCGACAACGUCAUCGACUUGAUCAUCAAGAACGUGCCCAAAAAGGGCGGGCUUGGCAUCAUCAUCAAGACCAAACUGGCACAGAGCAAAUACAAGGACGGCAUCGGCUGCUCCGAGCUGUUUAUAGACAUGGGAGGGUUGAAGGACUUGAUUGUUGUGGGAGGAAACGUGAAGGAUUCCGACCCCUGUCUUCCCAUGACCGAGGAAACCAGGAUGCACAUUUCUGUCUGUCUCACUCGUAUCUACGACGACUACGCCAUCCACGACGAGGCUGUGCGGAGAUACAAAGACAUCUGUCAGUCAACUGUUCAAGGUUUGCUGGGAGAAGUAGAGAAGAGAGGGAUGGUAGCAAACCUGGAGGCUAUCCAGGCCCUGACUACUAUCUUACACGGUCCAUUUGACGUAGGAAACAUCAUCCUGGGUAUCCAGGCCAUCAUGAACAACAUGAUCGCUCUGUGUGCAGUGGAGGAACCGGAUAUGCAGAUGAUUGCAGUGGAAGCCAUGAUUGCCGCCAUGUCAAAGAAAAACCGUUCCACGUUCAUUCUGAGCCAUGGGGCGGGGCUACUGAAAGGGAUCUACAAGUCCGAGUCAGCGGACGACGCCAUUAAAGUCCGCGCACUGGUGGGUCUAAGUAAGCUGGGAUCUAUCUAUGGUUCAGAUGGCACCAGGAAGGCUUUUGCUGAAGGAUCUACCCUCAAGCUGGCCAAGCACUGUAGGAAAUUUUUGCUCACUUCAAAAGAAAGAGACUUGAGGCGCUGGGCAGCGGAAGGCCUUGCGUACCUCACCAUGGACGCCGACGUCAAGGAAUUUCUGGUGGACGAUCCGCAAACUGUUCGGGCUAUCGUGGAACUUGCUAAGGCUGGUGGCGUGAACGUUGUGUACGGUGUCGGAACCACGCUCAACAAUCUGGUGAACGGUUACGAGUAUGGUAAUGAGGAACAGCUCCCGGAAAUGAAGAAGCUCGCAAAGUUCGCCAAACAGCACGUCCCCGAGCCGCAUAAACUGGACUCCAAAGAACAUGUUGACACCAGGAUUGAGAAGUUGGUGAAGGAGGGUGUGGUGGUGAGUCUGGUCGCGCUCGCCAAGACGGAGAGCCACGCAGAGAGGGAGCUGCUGUCUCGCAUCUUCCUCGCCAUCACGGAACGGGAGGCGCAUCGCGGUAUCACGGUCGCACAGGGAGGAGCAAAGGUGUUGAUCCCAAUGGCCAACGAGGGAACAGACAAGGGGAAGUGGUUUGCAGGCCAGGCAUUGGCUAAGAUCGGCAUCACAACAAACCCUGAGAUCGCCUUUCCUGGACAGAGGGCAUUGGAGAUGGUUCGACCAAUGAAGAAGCUGCUUGAUAUGGACGCGUCCGCUCUGCAGAACUUCGAAGCCUUGAUGGCGCUGACCAAUCUGGCCAGUCAGAGUGAGAGUGUGAGGAACCGUAUCUUUGAGGACAAUGGUUUUGCUCUGAUUGAACACUACAUGUUCGAGGACCAUGAAAUGUUGAAGCGGGCUGCCAUACAGCUGAUGUGUAACUUGGUGUCAAGUAAAAAGUGGUUAGAGAAGUACCAGUCGACAGGGAACGACAGGUUGAAGUACAUCGUGCUGUUAUGUGGGGAGGAUGACUUUGAACUUGUGAAGGCAGCGGCCGGCACACUGGCACAGCUGACAGCACACAAGGACAUGUGUGAGAGAAUACCAGACGAGGUGAAGUCGUGGGUAGACAUCCUGUGUGAAGUGGGAGCCUCUCCUAUGCCAGACAUCCAACAUCGCAUGAUGGUGGUCAUCGCUAACAUGAUGAUGGCCAGCAAGGAACUCGCUACCAAGAUUGUAGAGACAAAGAUCCUGGAUGUUGUGAUGGCUGUACGCAUCUCGCUCAAGGACGAUGCCGACCCAACCAAACAGAAGGUCAGGAAGUGCGUGGACAUGGCCUUGAGAGCGGCUACGGACUUCGGUCUGAUCAAACCUGCAAGCAACCUGGAGGAACAGGAGGCUCUUCCUGCACAAGCAGAGCUUUUGAAUGCAAGCUAGAUGACUGAACAGCGCAAAGUCUUAGUUUGCCCCCCUCCCCACUUUCUGUACAGAAUUGCAGUGAAUUUAAACACUAUGUACAGACUUCAGUUUGAUAAAAGAAAACCUGCAAGUACUUUAGUUACUUGGACGCUCUUCCUACACAAGCAGAUAUUUUGAAUGCAAGCUAAAUGACUGGACUGUGCAAAUUGUGCCCCCCUCCCCACUCUCUGUACAGAACUUUCAAUCCACUUUGUAAGGAGCCACUUAGGUUGUACAGGUUUCAGUUUGAUCAAAACCUGCCAGCAACUUGGAGGCUCAAUAUGCAAAGUCUCAUUUUGCCUCCCCCCUCCCCACUUUCUGUACAAAACAGCAAGUUUUUUUAUUUCUAUCUAAGGAGCUAUACAUGUACAGACUUCAGUUUGAUCAAAACCUGCUAACUUGGAGGCACAGGCAGGGCUUUCGAAUGCAAGAUUGGACUGUGCAAAGUCUAAUUUUGCCCUCCUCCCCACUCUUUGUAAAGAAUUGCAGUGCAUUUGAAAUCCACUUUGUAAGGAGCUAUUCAUGUGUACACAGUCUUCAGUUUGAAUAAAAAAACCUGCUAGUAACUUGGAGGAACAGGAGGCUCUUCUUGCACAAGCAGAACUUGAAUGCAAGCUAGAUAAUUGGAUGGUGCAGAGUCUAAUUCCCCACUUUGUAAUGAGCUAUAUGUACAGGCUGUGGUCCGAUCAAACCUGCCAGUAACUUGGAAAAAUAGAAGGUUUUAUUUGGAGCAGAGCUGCAAGCUAGAUUGUCAAGACCACAAACCCUCAACCUACCCCCUACCUUCUGUACAGAAUAUCAGUGAAUUUCACACCCAGAUUUGACAGUUCUUCUGUGCUGGUAGAAAAAAUUGGAAUUACAUAGAUUUGCUUAUACUUGUAUCCAACUCUGGUCUUUGUCAACGAAUGAACAAUCCACUUUGCUCUAUGCAAAUUGCAGAUAGAACAUGUGAGGAAUGGUAGGAAGUGGAUGUUGCAGUCCUGGAAGUUUAUUGCUCUUUUACAAUCUACUUUAUAAAUCCAACAAGAGCUCUGUAAGAAAGCCAGAACUUUUAUAAAAGCCUGGGGUCUUUGUUCAUAAUACAAUAGCAUAGUGUAUAGUCAGUGAGGUUCUCAUAAUCAAGGUUUUUAGCAGGUUGACCUGCUUGACAAUGCCAGGAAAAUUAUGUACUUAACUUGAGUUGAAAAUUUCUUUGACAUGUACUUUGCAUGGAAGUAAAAUAAUGACAGUGAGCAACAUUGAUUGAUUUUCCAAAAGUAAAAGUAUUUUCAAUGUGAACCUAAGGGGAAAAACUGUCUUAUUACAAGGCAAUUUUUAUGUUGAAGAAGAUGAAUCAUGAAGUGCCUUUAUAUCAUGUGUACAUCAAUGGACAGGCUUCCCUUUUAAAGAUUUUCCAACAACAUUUUUUUGCUGAAUUUAAAUCAUGAUUGCAUGAAUCAAAUGAUUGUAAACUAUGUUAUGUUCUUAUAUACCAUGUUAUAAGUACCUGCCUUUUA